CACUUUUCCAGAGCCGUCAGGCCGCUAGAGGCGCUGUGACGACUCGAAAAUCUUUCUCCGGAUUUUACGGACUCCAAUAGGCGCGACGAUUUUGCAGUCAAGUUAAGUGAUUUAAGUCUAUGUUUCACACGUGCUGGGCUGCUUUUAGUUUUCUCAUCUGCCAUUAGAUAUCUGAUUUAUUGACCAUGACUUUCCACUUAAAGAAUAAGUAGCAUGUUUUAUUAUAUCUGAAGUUCAGAACUAGUUUUGUGAGUUGGACCGUUGGACUAAAAAUCAUCAAAGUAUAGUUCAUCGGUUGAAUAACCAUGCUGCAUUGCUGCUGCAUUUUAACGACAUAGAAAUGUGUGCAAGAUCCUUUCCAGUUUUCCAAUUGUAUUAUUAGUAUUAAGUUUACAACUUCCAGUAGAAUAAACUGAUUGAUCGUGAAGAUGGAGAGGAAACCAACUGUAGCCGAGAUAAGUCCUGACAAAUCUUCAUCCCCCAUCGAGUUUACUGGUAGCAGUGUAAAGCCUUUAAGUACACAAAUAAAAGAAAACAGCUUCUUUCAAUCUAUAAAUGGAAGCUCUGAGCAGAAGCAACUACCCAAUAAAAUUCAAGACCAGCAAUUUAAAGAUGAAAGUAGAUCUUCAGAAGGUGCUGAAGAGGUGCAGGUCGGAAUUUUCUCUCUAUCAGAGGCUAUAAAAAAAGCCAGUGAUUUGUCGCGUGAAAAGAAAACGUUGCAAAGUCACAUUAAAAACUUGCAGGAACACGUUUCCGCUGUCGAAGAGCAACUAGAACAGAAGCAAGGCCAGUGUGAAAUGGUGAAUUCACAGUUAAAAGACAAGGAGCAACGACUAAAAGAGGCACUUGAAUACAUUUCGGCGCUAAAAGAAGUAAUGCGAAUUGAAGAUGGACGACACUCAUCUGCCUUGAAAAAAGCUUGUUCUGACCAUGAUUCUGUUAAAAAAGAACUUGAAAGUUGUACAAAUGAAUGUAUUGGUUACCUUAAUCAAUUGCUUGAGGCGCAAGCAGAUGGUAAAGCCAUUGAGAAAGAUAAACUUUAAUUAGAGAGAAAUGUGAAUGUGACAAUCGGUGCACUUCAAGCCGAAAUUCAACAGCUUAAACUUCAUUUGGAAACUUCUUCUGCAGAACUCUCCGCUGCAGGAGAAAAAGCGUUGCAAUUUCAAGAGAAAAACGAGGUGUUGCGUUCUCAGUUAGAUUCUUUGCAACAUUUAAAUGAUUCUGAAGAAAACCUUCGAUUGGACUUAACUAAAAUACAGCAAGAACUCGAUAGCGAAAGAGCAGUGGACACUGCAACUGAAAUCUUAGCAGAGGAGAAGUUAAGUGGUACUAAAAAUGCUCUGGAGUUUCAAGUGAAUGAAUUGCAAGAAAAUCUAGAAGUAGUUCAACAUCAAAAUGAAUCAAUCAAACAAGAACUCUACAGUGAACGAUCAGCCCACAGUGAGACCAAAUCUCCCUUGGAAUUAUGCCAGAAUCAAUUAGAAGAAGGUCGCAAUCGGCAUUUAUUGGAAUUGUCCAAGGUACAGAAUACUGUAAAUAUUUUGAAGGAUGAGAAAAAUGCACUGCAAUCUCAAGUCGACGAGUUCCAGGCAAAUUUGUUUGCGGCGUCCAGUUCGAAUGAAUCAUUAAAGAAAGAAUUGGAAGCAAUCCGAGAGAAAAAUCUUGCGUUUGAACGUCAAUUGGAAUUUUCAGCAAUAGAAAUGUCAACUUUGAGGGUAGAAGCUCAAAAGCAAUCCAACAGAAAUAACGAACUCCAAGUUCAUCUUGAUGACAUGGAGGAUCUGUUACUUUCCGAUCGAACCAAGCUCAGGGCCGAAAUAGCCAAUCUCUUGAAAGAGAAACUGGAAAUGGAAGAAACUGCCCAGCGUUUGGAAAGGACAGCGAGAGCUCAAGAGCCAAAUAUUGAAAUAGUUACAGAAAAUAAUCUCAAGCUAAUGAAAGACAAACUGGAAAUCGAAGAGACAGUCAAACGUCUGGAAAAGACGCUCAGCGCUUACGAAGAAUAUAUAAAAAUCACCCAUCAAACCGUUUGCUGCACGCUCGUUUUCACUGAAAACUUGAAAGCGGUGAAUAAUGCAAGUAGUCUGAUAAAUGAAAUUAAAUCAUUUAUGGAAAAGAUAGGAAGCAUCCGACAAAAUGCCGAAGUUGUUGAUGAAGACUUUAAGGAUUUAAAUUUUUCUUUCACUGAAACUAAGAAUUCCUUCUUAGUGAAUAAGGACACAGACAAACGUGACAGUAAAACGGUAGCCAUGGACGAAGACGGUAUUAAAAUUAUUGAAGAACCUCCACCUUCGGCUACUCGAAAGGCCCCUACAAGAAGUGCGGCGGUUGCUGAAAAACGAUCACUUUCCGUUCAGAAAGAAAACGAGCAUUCUUCUAGAACCAGUAGCAACGAGCCAACUGAUAUCAACAAUGAGGCAUACGCAAUUCGUGGGCGUCAAAAGUUGGUUCCAUCUCCACCAUGUAAUUUUCCGAUGCCGAUGCUGAUAUUAGAAGAUUGUUUACGAGUCCGACAGAAUCCAAAAACUGCCAGAGCUCGUAAAGAUGAAUCUCAAAUCAGUGAUGAUGAUUCCUAUUCCUUCACAGCGACUCCUUUUCUAUCGGCUAAGCAGAAUGACGCCCCAGAAUACUUAUCGAUGAAUGCCCGUACCUGCCAAACCAAUCCAAAUCCGGUCAUCCCGCUCUCAGUUCCUCCCGCUAAGAAAUGUCGUAAUAAGUAGAAUUAUCUUUUUCUUAAAAAUAUUAUGCCUUCCGAAACUUUAUUGAAAUAAGAACUUUCAAGUAACGGAUGGGCAAUUUUCAUUCGAAUUAACUUGAUCUAACAGAUACCAAAAAACUCAAAUUUCUUUUAAUUUCAUUUUUUCAAGUUACACAUCAAACAAAUACUUUGUUAUUUUUUGUUUAUCCCUUUCUUGUAUUGGCUGCUAGGAAUCUCAUUCAAGUGGUACUUUUUUUGUCAAUCCUUUCGCUCCCUCCUUUCAUUCCCUGUGUUCUCUGAAAACAAGACAUGUUCAUUCAUUUCCUGUAGAGAUAAUAAUUUUUUUUUUCUAAA
Daphnia pulex (common water flea) is the source of this 3052-nucleotide messenger RNA. RefSeq lists its product as uncharacterized. NCBI's taxonomy places the organism in Eukaryota, Metazoa, Arthropoda, Branchiopoda, Diplostraca, Daphniidae. The transcript is spliced from 16 exons. Bases 1701 to 2720 code for a protein of 339 amino acids. The record is from RefSeq and is a predicted model, not a curated record.